Trematomus bernacchii (emerald rockcod) is the source of this 1783-nucleotide messenger RNA. Its product is annotated as interferon-inducible GTPase 5-like. Gene Ontology annotation, cellular component: membrane. The record is from RefSeq and is a predicted model, not a curated record. Bases 77 to 1270 code for a protein of 397 amino acids. Gene Ontology annotation, molecular function: GTP binding. Lineage: Eukaryota; Metazoa; Chordata; Actinopteri; Perciformes; Nototheniidae. The transcript has 3 exons.
CAACAGCGCAGCAAAGAAGUUCAACUUUCUUGCUGAGUAUAAAGUUGCAGGUGCAUCAUACGAUUAAAGGGAAGCUAUGGCUGGUCCACUUCCUAAUGAACAAUUACAAACAUUUAAAGAAGUUCUGCAAAAUCAAGGGCCUGCGGCAGCCGCUGCAAUGCUCAAUGCUUAUUUGGAAGAGCAGGAUAAUAUUCCACUUCACAUCGCCGUCACAGGAGAGACUGGCUCUGGUAAAUCCACCUUUGUUAACGCCUUUAGAGGCAUAGACAACAUGGAUGAGAAUGCCGCCCCUACUGGUUGUGUAGAAACCACCAUGAAGGUCGAAUCAUACCCCCAUCCACAAUAUCCCAAUGUUACACUUUGGGAUCUUCCUGGAAUUGGCACCCCCAAUUUUCCAGCUGACAAGUACCUGCAGCUUGUUGGCUUUGAAAGAUUUGACUUCUUCAUCAUCAUCUCAGCUGAUCGCUUCAGAGAAAAUGAUGUGAAACUCGCUCUGGAGAUUCAGAAGAUGGGGAAGAAGUUCUACUUUGUUCGCUCAAAGAUUGACAAUAACAUGCGUGAGGCAACAAGAAGUCAAAGAGAUUUCAACGCUGAAGAUACCCUUAAAAAAAUCAGAGACGACUGCAUUAAAGGUCUUGAAAAUCAAGGUAUACAGUCUCCACAAGUCUUCCCGGUGUCCAGCUUUGAUCUCCACCUGUAUGACUUCCGUCUGUUAAUGGAGACCCUGGAGAGAGAGCUUCCUGCACACAAGAGAGAUGUUCUGCUGUUAGCCAUGCCAAUUGUCAAUCUUGAGAUCAUCAACAAAAAGAAAGAGGCUCUCCAGUCAAAAAUAAAGUACCUAGCUGCUGCAUCUGCACUCGUAGCAGCUGUACCGAUUCCUGGGCUCUCUUUAGCUGUUGAUCUAACCAUGCUGGUUGAUAAUGCCAUAGUGUACAAAAAUACUUUUGGUCUUGAUCCCAAAUCACUGCAGAGUCUUGCUGAUAGUGGAGGUGUGCCUUUGCAUGAUCUCAGAGCAGAGAUGAAAUCACCUCUGGCUUUGAAAGAAAUAAGCCGUGAGGUUGUCCUUAACAUGCUGAAGGUGUCUGUGUUUCACGUUGCUUCAUUAGCAGCAGAGGAAGGGUCCAGAUUUAUUCCAGUUUUUGGAUUUGCUGCAGCAGCGGCCAUCUCUUAUGCCUGCACCUACAGAGCUCUCACUACUAUCCUCGACAUGCUCGCUGAGGAUGCUCAGAGGGUAUUCAAAAAGGCCCUGCGUUUGGACACCUCAGUGUGAUAUUGGAAAGGGAUUGGCAAUGCCUCCAAUGUCACAUACAACUUCAGUGUACAAAAGAGAUGUUUUAUUAUUUAGUAGAUUUCAUUCAUUUAAUUUUCUUUUAUAAAAAAUGAACUGCAAAACAUAAACUUUCAGCUGCACAUUGCAUCAUACAGUACAGGUUUGAAUGAUCAGCAGACUGUAGAUCUUUUAUUUUUAAAAGCACUUAAAAAAGUAAAUGUAGGCCUUGUAACUUAGUGACCAGCACUUACAAUGAUACGGCUUGCUUGAAGUGAAUAUAUCUGCACUUUUCUUGUUGGUCUGAGUUUGAAUCUGUAUGGGUUUUUACAGUUAUUGUAAAUCGCUUUGGAUAAAAGCUUCAGCUAAAUGUAAUGUAGUGAGUCGCUGCCCCUCAGUGGUGACAGUGAGGAAUUACAACACAUCAUCAUUCAGAGGAAAUGUACACUUUAAUGUUUAUCAUCAUUAUUCUUAUAACAACUGCAUUACUAUUAUUAAUAAAGAUUUAAGAACUAA